UCAGUCCUCUCCAUCCCCCUGACUGAGCUAGCUGACUGAGUGUCUGCCUGUUAAUCCUAAGAGGAGGGGUAGAGUCACUGAUCCACAGCCUGGGAGAGGACCCACUCCCCUGGCGGGAAUCUACCAAGAGGAGAGCCCUCAGCCUAGCUACUACUGUAGAGCAGAGCACCAACUAGCUAACCAACACCUGGGUGUCCUUCCCUCCUGGAAUCCCAGCAUCUGCCGAGUCAUCAGUAGUGAGUUAGGGUGUCAUGGCCGCCGGGUUCCGGACAUGCAGAAAUCACCCCUCAUAGUGCUUCCCCCAGCCAACCACUUGCAAACACACACACGUAGGAGGAGGAGCAGGAGAAGGCGCAAGGGUGAUAAUGAUAACCACAUCCUAUAUGAACGGUCACAUGACUGAGUCAGACGGAAGAGGAGGAGUUGAGGCCAACCAGGAGGAGCCCCAGCAGUGGCACAGGGAGAUGGCGGUGGACUGCCCGGAGGACCUGGGUGCCCGUACCCUGCCUGUGAGGCGCUCUGCCCAGCUGGAGAGGAUCCGUCAGCACCAGGAAGACCUGAGGAGGAGGAAGGAGGAGGAGGGCAGGAACAGACAGGAGCUGGAUCUGACUGCCUCCAUACGGCUCAAGAAGCUGUCUCAGAACCCCAAGGUGGGCAUCGAUAACCCCACCUUCGACCCCAUCGAGGGCCCUGGAGGGCCACUGGGACUGCCACCCAACCUGGGGGCCCCCACUCUACUGGAGUUGGAGGAGCUGCUGAUGUCCCUGAAGCAGGUGCAGCACUGCCUGUCUGACGGCCAGAGUCAGGAGGACGUGGAGCUGGUGCUGCAGCUGGUCCAGAAGACUGACUUCCAGAAGGCCUUCAACAUCCACAACGCUGUGGCCCAGCACAUGAACAGGCCCAGCCCGCCCUUCCCACACACAGACCGUGCUCAGGGCCUGGCACACGAGGUCCAGUCUAUGGUUCAUAACAGCCAACACAAGGAGGGUUUGGAGCUCAACACCCUGCUCUCCUCACCACAUAUCCAGGCGGUGCUUCUGGCCCAUGACUGUGUUGCGGAGCAGGAGAUGCAGAUGGAGCCCCUGACCCCUGACCCCUGUGAGGCUCUCACCCAGUGGGGAGGGGAGACUGUCAAGAUAGUCCGCAUGGAGAAGGCCAGGGACAUCCCACUGGGUGCGACAGUGCGUAACGACAUGGAUACCGUGGUAAUAAGCCGCAUCGUGAAGGGCGGGGCGGCGGAGCGCAGCGGGCUGCUGCAUGAAGGAGACGAGGUUCUGGAGAUCAACGGAGUGGAGAUCAGAGGGAAGGACGUCAACGAGGUCUUCGACAUCCUGGCCGAAAUGCACGGCACCCUGACCUUCAUCCUUAUCCCCAGCUCACAGAACAAACCCCCACCCAUCAAAGAGACUGUGGUCCAUGUGAAGGCUCACUUUGACUACGACCCGUCUGAUGACCCGUACGUGCCGUGCAGGGAACUGGGCCUGUGCUUCCAGAAGGGAGAUAUCCUCCACAUCAUCAGCCAGGACGACCCCAACUGGUGGCAGGCCUACAGGGACGGAGACGAGGACAACCAGCCCCUGGCCGGGCUAGUACCAGGAAAGAGCUUCCAGCAGCAGAGAGAGGCCAUGAAGCAGACCAUAGAAGAGGAUAAAGAGCCUGAGAAGUCGGGAAAGCUGUGGUGUGCUAAGAAGAACAAGAAGAAGAGGAAGAAGCUCCUUUACAACGUCAAGCAGAAUGAUGACAACGACAGUGAGGAGAUCCUGACCUAUGAGGAGAUGGCGCUCUACCACCAGCCAGCCAAUCGAAAGCGACCCAUCGCCCUGAUUGGUCCUCCCAACUGUGGGCAGAACGACUUGAGACAGAGACUGCUGUCCAGCCAGCCAGACAGAUUUGGGGGAGCUGUCCCACACACGACGCGGAACAGGCGUGAUGUGGAGGUGAGUGGGAGAGACUACCACUUUGUCUCCCGCCAGGCCUUUGACAUGGACGCCACUGCGGGGAAGUUCAUUGAGUCGGGAGAGUUUGAGAAGAACCUGUACGGAACCAGCACCGACUCUGUCCGCCAACUCAUCAACACGGGCAAGAUCUGCCUGCUCUGUCUGCACACACAGUCGUUGAAGACUCUGCGUAGCUCGGAUCUGAAGCCUUACAUUAUCUUCAUCGCUCCUCCCUCCCAAGAACGGUUGCGAGCCCUCCUGACCAAAGAGAGCAAGAACCCAAAGCCAGAGGAGCUGCGUGACAUCAUCGAGAAGGCCCGUGAGAUGGAGCAGAACUUUGGCCACCUGUUUGAUGCAGCCAUCGUGAACACAGACCAGGACAAGGCCUAUCAGGAGCUGCUGAGGCUGAUCAACAAACUGGACACAGAGCCACAAUGGGUCCCCUCCUCCUGGCUACGCUAAGGGCCGGGGCAGUAUAACACACCCACAGUGCUAACCCUGACUAGAGCCCUGUAAAAUCUGCAAUGCACAGAAAGUGAACGGAAUCACAGAAAUCAAUACAUUGAAACAUAAUUCAAUAUGCUAACAUUUAUUGAACUUUGUAGGCAAUCAACUAAAUGUAUUGAAAAUGUAUUCAUUUUCCCAAGUUUAUCAUAAGACAUGAACAGAAUGCAUCAGUGAUUCUUAUUUCCUGCGAGUUUCUGAAUAAGCAAAGAUAAUUCCUCGUCUGUAUGUGCAGUGCGUGCGUUUACCACUGUGUAGCCGUUAGCGAUGAUGCUAAUGAAAAGUCUUCUAGUAGAUGGAAAGACUUUCACAAAAACCUUCAGUUAAAUGUUAACUACAAAGUAGCCUAUGCUGACCUGGCAGAAUUAUAUUAUUUGCAUCAAUCCAGUGGGUAUUUGUGUACAAAAACACUGCUAAACAACAGCCUCUUGCUAGCACUGGAAUUAAAGGGUAACUACACCUGAAAAUAAACAUUUUUAAAAAAUGUUCCUAGACAUCAAAAGGGGUCUCUCGAUGUGGUUUGCGCAUUGUUGUGGACUUAGAACAUCCAAUUUAGUUGUUUUCUAUUUUAAAAGUGUGAUUUUGAGAGUGAAAACCUGAAAAAACAAGGGGAAACGGAAAUCUGGAAAAACUAAAAAUGUAUAGGGCCCUACCUGACACACACACACACACCGCUGAAGAUUUGUCUUGUUUCAAUUCUCCAACCACAAUCACUGUGUGAGACUGGAGGUAGAUCCUCAAUCACCACAAGCUGAAGAUGAAUGAAACAUUUACAGCUUAUCACUAUUAUGCUGAACUGAACUCUUCUAUUCACUUCUGAGACUACCUGGGGAAAUUCAUUUCAGUUAUUUUGCUCUGAUAAUUUGUCCUUUUUUCCCCUUUUUUUGUUUCUGUAUUUCUCUUCACUAAAUUAACUAUUCACAUUCCAGGUACGAAGUAUGUAAAGACUUGGCACUUGUGGCAGAAAUAUAAUUAAUGCUUCUAUCCUUUUGAUAAUUAUUUAUAAUUGUAAAUAUAUUGUAUUUUAAAUAAGUUUUCAAAGAUGAGAAGAAGAACCCAUAGCUUCUAUGUAUGACAUAUUAUUAUCCAGUCAGUGAAUGUCUCUCCUACACAGAGGUUGUUGUACCCAUGCUCUGUCUGUGUGUGAGGUCAGGUGUGUGUGUGUUCUCUAAUGUCGAACUGACAUCACUCAGCCAUAGUCUUGAGUGUUGGCAGUAAGGUGCCUCUGAUCUCUAACAUAGCAGAUGGGAAUGGGAUUAGGCUACUACAAGUAUCAUCAUGGAUGGGAUUUGUUCACCCAAUGAAACUAUCUGUGAGGUGAUAACAUUUACAUUUACAUUUAAGUCAUUUAGCAGACGCUCUUAUCCAGAGCGACUUACAAGUACAUACAUUCAUACUUUUUUUUGUACUGAUAACACCCAGGUGUAGGAUUACAUUAUCUCAGCAUCUGGGCUCUCUUUCCACUGCAGCAGCCCUGGGUUCAAAUACAAUUUGAAUCAUUUCAAAUACUUUAGCUGUGCUUGAUUGAACAAUAGAAUAGUCCCACAAGUGCAAACCCUACCCCCAUCUGGCACUCCAGGUAGAUGAAAGCAAAACCUGAAAGUAUUUCAAUUAUUUCAAAUGCUAUUUGAACCCAAGUCAGCACUACCCUACAGCACAGCACAAUGCUGGAGGUUUAUCUAACUGGUGUUUUGACAUCACAAUAAUUAGAUCUGAGAGGUGCUUAAGAGUCACUGCCUCAUUCUAAUCUACUUGCUUUAUACCCUUUUCAAACUAUCGUGCCAAUCAACACUACUGUGCUGGCUCUGAUAUUUUCUUUUCACAUUGUCCCUCCAGCAUGGUCUCAGAAACUAUGGUGGGUCGUAAUCAGGCCAGUUCUGCUCAUUUUGGAUCGGCUCAGUACUAGAGGAUAAUAAACUAGCCCUAACCCCACCUCUCACCUCUACCCAGCACUAUAGGGUGUAUUUAUUACAUUUUGCAACAAACCAUUUACCGUUUUAAGAACCAAACUGAAGCAAAUGGUACUAAAUGGGGAGGGACCUACCUGAAUUUGUCCAAUAGACAUUUUGUCGUUCCAAAGCGUUUUCCGUUUGUAGUAAAUGGUUUCUGUUGCUAAAUGCUUUGCAACGGACUAAACAUUUUACAACAGAAUCGGCGUAAAUAAUAUACCCCUGGUCAUAACUAAAUACAAAAAACUGUCCUGUCCAGAAUCACAGGAUUUAAACCAACAUUGAUGAUAAUGAAGAAAGAUUAUUAGAGGUGUUUAAAAGUUGACACUAAACCCCCCUGGGGUAGCUUUUGUUUUAUCUCAGUAUUCAUCAUGCAUAGUUCCUGUGCUACUCUGUAGGAGUGUAACCAUAGUGAAUGUAACCAGCACUAUUCUAUUCACAGAAAACACUAAAGAAUAUCUGA
Molecule: messenger RNA, 4853 nt
Organism: Salvelinus namaycush (lake trout)
Lineage: Eukaryota; Metazoa; Chordata; Actinopteri; Salmoniformes; Salmonidae
Product: MAGUK p55 subfamily member 5-A-like
Exons: 12
Coding region: 366-2399 (677 amino acids)
Biological process (GO): establishment or maintenance of polarity of embryonic epithelium; morphogenesis of an epithelial sheet; protein localization to plasma membrane
Cellular component (GO): adherens junction; plasma membrane
Molecular function (GO): protein binding
Source: RefSeq, a predicted model, not a curated record